GGAAGCUUUAAAAAGGAUUUUGUGCAUCAAGCAUUCACUUACUGCGAGAGGUAACUUGUUCCUGUACUAACAUGGAGUCAGGAAUGAUUUUGAGCUUAAUUUUAAUAUUUACAAGCUUAGGUAUCACUAAUCAGACGAGCACACCAGUUGCUUCAACAACGAUCCAGACCGUCAGUGCAAGUACAGAUGGGUCAUCAACAUCCACUCUUACAGCAGUUACUUCAACAAACACAACAGGAGAUUUGUCAUCAUCAGCACCUGGAGAAAGUACUUCUUCAGCAAGUGCAUCAACAUCCACAGGAACAGUCACAAGUCCAUCUUCAACGGUUACCACAUCGCCCUCAAGUACUUCAACACAAACUAUGACAAGCAUAUCAGCUGCAAGUACAUCAAGUGUGCUGGUUUCUAGUUCAGAAGAAACUACAUCUGGCAUAUCAAGUCUGAAUACCUUUACAUCACCAACAACUACAUCUGAUGCAUCAAGCAUGCCCACCUCAAUGUCAGCAACCCCAACAUCGAUUACAUCAAGUGUGUCUAAUUCCUCAUCUUCUGCUCUGGCGUCCAGUACAUCAAAUGUGACAACUUCCACAAUUACAACUCCAAUAACUAGUCCAACAAGCAUGCCUGCUUCUACAUCACCUGUCUCAUCAUCCAGUCCAUCAAGUAUGCCCACUUUGACACCGCAAGCCGCAACAUCAAAUACAUCAAGUGUGUCCACUUCCACAUCUUCUGCUCUGGCAUCCAGUGGAUCAACAACUCUACCUAGUCCAUCAAGUAUGCCCGAUUCUACAGGAUCCACUGCAACAUCUAUUCCGUCAAGCGCGAGCACUUCCUCAUCUUCUGCUCUAGCAUCCAUUACAUCAAGUGUGUCAAUUACUACAAUAACAACUCUAGCUACUGCAUCAAGUGUGCCCGCAUCUACAUCAUCUGCUCAAACAUCCAGUCCAUCAAGUGUGCCCGAUUCUAUGUCUUCCGCUACAACAUCUACUCUGUCAAGCGUGUCCACUUUCUCAUCUUCUGCUCUGACAUCCAGUACAUCAACAAUUCUAUCUAGUCCAUCGAGUGUGCCCGAUUCUAUGUCUUCCACUGCAAAUUCUACUCCAUCAAGCGUGCUCACUUCCGCUUCUUCUGCUCUGGCAUCCACUACAUCAACAACUCUAUCUAGUCCAUCAAGUGUGCCCGCAUCUACAUCAUCUGCUCAAACAUUGAGUCCAUCAAGUGUGCCCACUUCUUCAUCAUCUAUUCAAACAUCUAGUCCAUCAAGUGUGCCCACAUCUUCAUCAUCUAUUCAAACAUCUAGUCCAUCAAGUGUGCCCACAUCUUCAUCAUCUGUUCAAACAACUAGUCCAUCAAGUGUGUCCGCAUCCACAUCAUCUGCUCAAACAUCCAGUCCAUCAAGUGUGCCCGCUUCUACAUCAUCUGCUCAAACUUCUAGUCCAGCAAGUGUGUCCACAUCCACAUCAUCUGCUCAAACAUCCAGUCCAUCAAGUGUGUCCGCAUCUACAUCAUCUGCUCAAACAUCCAGUCCAUCAAGUGUGCCUGCAUCUACAUCAUCUGCUCAAACAUCCAGUCCAUCAAGUGUGUCCGCAUCUACAUCAUCUGCUCAAACAUCCAGUCCAUCAAAUGUGCCCGCAUCUACAUCAUCUGCUCAAACAUCCAGUCCAUCAAGUGUGUCCGCAUCUACAUCAUCUGCUCAAACAUCCAGUCCAUCAAGUGUGCCCGCUUCUACAUCAUCUGCUCAAACACCUAGUCCAUCAAGUGUGUCCACAUCUACAUUAUCUGCUCAAACGUCUAGUCCAUCAAGGAUACACGCUUCUACUUCAUCUACUCAAACAACUAGUCCAAGAGGAUUGCCCACUUCUACAUCAUCAUUGCCCACAUCAGCUGCAGCUACUUCUGGAAUACCAAGUGAGACAACCUUUACGUCAGCUGCCUCUGCAUCUGGUACAUCAGGUGCAGCACAAGUAACGACUCUGGCUCCAAGCACAAUUCAGACUGUUCCCACGGUGCAGACUCCAUCAGAUAAUUCUGGAUUCCGAGUGGCUGUGAUAGUGUUGGGAUGUUUACUAGGUGUGGCACUGCUCUUAAUCCUGGCCAUAGGACUGGUGAUGUUUUGUAUGAAGAGACAUUCUGGGUAUUACUUCACGCAUGGUUCGGACUUGCUCUGGAGGUUCAACACCGUAUAGUGCGUCUUAUAAAAUCCUCCCCAUGGACAAAUCAUUUCCUCAGGGGUUAUUCAGCUUUUGAAAGAAAUAUCAAAAACUCAGGGAAGAUAUAAUACUAAAAAGAAAACCAAUAUAUCUAAUACGUAUAUUAAUGGAGAAAAAAGAUAGAUUUCUGGUCUCUCAUUCAGUUUCAUAUAUUUGUUUCUAAACAGAUUGAUCUGUGAAUAGGAUACCAUGUCAGGUUUUAUUCAUGGUAUCAAUAAUGAAAAUGGGGACAAUUUCACAAUUGACUAUACAGAUCAGGACAUUGUGGACCAGCAAAUCACAAUCCAUUAACAUUAAUAACAUUUAUAUUAAUACCCAGUAGUUCUGCGCAAUUCUUGCAAGAAUCAUACCUUCUUGUUUAUGUGCAUUCAAGCAUUCAGCAACAAUGAAGAAAUCUUAACAACUACAAUGCUGAAUGUUAACUGAAGAUAUCUGCAGAUAGCCCAAUGUAAUAAAGAGCUUAAAUAGGUUUUAGCAUGGGCCAAUGCUUUGUCCUUGUGUUACAUUUCCUACUGCCCUGAAACAUUUGAAGGAAGAUUUCAAACCUGAUGUUAGUGAAGGAACAGUUUAUGGAAAUUGUACUUGGAGACAUUCCCUUACCAUUUAUCAUUUAUCAUUUGUAAUUCUGUUACUUUUGGAGCACUGAUCGCCUUAAUUUUGUUAUUCUGAGGGACUAUGUGGUGUAGAAGAUGUAAAUGGGCUAUGAACUGUGCUAAUUCCAGCAGGUAUACCACAUUUACACACCUGAAUGUGCCAUCAUACCUCAUACACUGCUCACAGAUAGCAUUAUACCAUGAUUCCUGGAAUACCUUGAUCUGCACUUCCCUGUUCUCAGUCUUCACAGAAGCAUUCUAGCACCCUGACCCACUACCAGCUUCCACCACUGCUGGUUAAAAACCAGGGUUUCAGCAACAAUGUGAACCUCAAAGUAAUGUUACAUCUGAUCACAGUUUCUAGCAAUAUCCUAUCCUAGAUCUUUUAGAAGCUUUUAGCAUUUGAAUAUAGGAUAUCCCUAUGAUUACCAACACAUCAGAAAAUUGACCCUUAUCCCAGGGAAAUGAGCUAAAUAUACAGUUUGUCUCAUUAAAGAAAACCUUGUGCAAUGAACUUCCUGCCAUAAAAUUGCAAUAAUUGAAUUCAUGAUUUAAGAACAAUUUUGUCAGUGUUGACAAGUUCACACUAACAAGUUCAUCAUAUAGACCAUAGCAUAGGAUGAAUGAAGUCAUGUUCUACAUUGAUGCUCUAUACACUGUCAUUAUUUAUUUAGAUUUUAAAGGUGCUAAUUUUGUAAUGUUUUUCCAUUUAUAUUUGUAAUUAUUAAAAUAUAUUCUUCUAUAAAUAAAGAUAUAUUGCUUAUCAAA
This is a messenger RNA of Carcharodon carcharias (great white shark), 3571 nucleotides long. RefSeq names its product flocculation protein FLO11-like. Lineage: Eukaryota; Metazoa; Chordata; Chondrichthyes; Lamniformes; Lamnidae. The record is from RefSeq and is a predicted model, not a curated record. The coding region runs from base 72 to 2186 and encodes 704 amino acids. The transcript is spliced from 3 exons.